This is a messenger RNA of Paralichthys olivaceus (Japanese flounder), 2112 nucleotides long. Lineage: Eukaryota; Metazoa; Chordata; Actinopteri; Pleuronectiformes; Paralichthyidae. The record is from RefSeq and is a predicted model, not a curated record.
UCGAGUCCCAAAUUAAGGAGAAUAAAUACAUCACCUAGCUCUCCUCCCUUAGUCCGCACCUCCUCCUCCUCUCUCUCUCCCUCUCUCUCGGUGAUCUAGUCGGAUCCAGUCUGGGGGAAGCUGGAGUUCCUGGGGCGAGAUAAUCGGCACAUGAUGUGGGUUAAUGAGGCGGAGGUGCGCGGGGACAAACUCAGACGCGCUCCGCUCCAGCGACGACAGGUGGGCACGGAGUGAGCGACGGGACGAGAAGACGGAGGAGAAGAGAGAAUAGAGGAGUAAACCCGAAAGGAAAGGUGGAAGGAAACCGGAGAGGACAGGAGAUUACGCACCAAAGCCUCCCCACGUUCGCGCUAUGGAAUCGGGGCAAAGCGCGCAGGUGGCCGACAUGGCAGGGGAGCACUCCGCCGGGGCGAGCGUGGAGAGGGGCGACGUGUCCAGCCCCUGUCCCGCGUUCAAGCAGCGCUCCCUGCGGGCCGUGUACGUGCUGAACGACGGGCUGAAGGCGGUGAUGGCGAGCAGCCCCGAGUCCGGAGCUCUGCAGUGUCUGCAGAGAGCCUGCGACUCCGAGAGCGCGCUGCUCACCACCGUCACCUUCGGGAGGCUGGACUUCGGAGAGACGUCGGUGCUGGACAGUUUCUACGAUGCAGACAUCGCCGUGGUGGAUAUGAGUGACGUGUUUCGGCAGCCCUCUUUGUUUUACCACCUGGGCGUCAGGGAGAGUUUCGACAUGGCCAACAAUGUCAUCCUGUACCACGACACUGACCCCGACACUGCACAGUCACUGAAGGACAUGGUGGCGCAGAAAAACACGGCCACUCGUCCUCCUGCAUUAGGUUUUCCCUGGGUUCAGUUGCCUCCAGAGUACAGAGGCUCUGGAUUGCGCAACAAAGCCUCCAGUGGAAACUACUACUUCAUCCCCUACAUCGUGACUCCUAACCACGAGUACAUGUGCUGCGAGAGCGACGCCCAGCGCAGGGCCAGCGAGUACAUGCAGCCGAGCUGGGACAACCUGCUGGGGCCGCUCUGCGUCCCCCUGACCGACCGCUUCACCAGCCUGCUGAAGGACAUCCACGUCACAUCCUGCGCGUCCUUUAAGGACACCCUGCUGAACGACAUCAGAAAGGCCAGGGAGAAAUAUCAGGGAGAGGAACUGGCCAAGGAACUUUCCCGCAUCAAGCUCCGGAUCGACAACACCGAGGUCCUCACACAGGACAUCGUCAUGAACCUGCUGUUCUCCUACAGAGACAUUCAGGACUAUGACGCCAUGGUGAAGUUGGUGCAAACCCUGGAAAUGUUGCCGACUUGUGAUCUGGCGACUCAGCCCAUGAUCCAGUUCCACUACGCCUUCGCUCUCAAUAGGAGGAACAGUCCUGGAGACAGGGAGCAGGCUCUGACAGUGAUGCUACAGGUGCUGCAGUCAUGUGAGCAUCCUGCGCCCGACAUGUUCUGCCUCUGUGGACGAAUAUACAAGGACAUCUUUCUGGACUCUGACUGCAAAGACAUGAAAAACAGAGACAACGCCAUUCAGUGGUACAGGAAGGGUUUUGAGCUGCAGCCCACCCUCUACUCCGGCAUCAACCUGGCCGUCCUGCUCAUCGUGGCUGGUCAGCAGUUUGAGAGCUCCAUCGAACUGAGGAAAAUAGGUGUGAGGUUGAACAGUUUGCUGGGACGAAAAGGAUCCCUGGAGAAAAUGAACAACUACUGGGACGUGGGACAGUUCUUCACUGUCAGCAUGUUGGCCAGCGACAUCCCCAAAGCUACUCAGGCUGCAGAGAAGCUCUUCAAACUGAAGCCACCUCUCUGGUAUUUGCGGUCGGUGGUGCAGAACCUGCAGCUGAUCCAGAGGUUCAAGAAGCAAAACUUGGAGCAUUCUCCUCAGAGGGAGAGACUGAACUUCUGGAUGGACAUCAUCGUCGAGGCGACGCAGCGCACCACCAAUCGACUGCGGUUUCCGGUGUUGAUUCUGGAGCCAACGAAGGUUUACCAGCCCUCGUAUGUUUCCAUUAACAACGAGGCAGAAGAGAAGAACGUCUCCAUCUGGCACGUUUCUCCUGCUGAAACUAAAGGUAUACACGAGUGGAACUUCACUGCAAUGUCCAUAAAAGGCAUCAG